Molecule: messenger RNA, 2229 nt
Organism: Anopheles bellator
Lineage: Eukaryota; Metazoa; Arthropoda; Insecta; Diptera; Culicidae
Product: peptide transporter family 1-like
Exons: 5
Coding region: 1-2154 (717 amino acids)
Biological process (GO): oligopeptide transport; transmembrane transport
Cellular component (GO): membrane
Molecular function (GO): dipeptide transmembrane transporter activity
Source: RefSeq, a predicted model, not a curated record
AUGGUUUCGACGCGCUUCGAAGUUAACAGCACCCCGCCCGUGCGAUAUCCGCGAUCAAUAUUUUUCAUCAUCAGCAACGAGUUCAGCGAGCGGUUCAACUACUAUGGCAUGCGAACCGUGUUGGCCCUUUACCUUACGCAGCGGCUGGCGUACAGCGCGGACACAGCCACCGUGAUCUACCACAUCUUCACCAGCCUGGCGUACUUCUUCCCGAUGAUGGGCGCCAUUCUGGCCGACAGCUGGCUCGGCAAGUUCAAGACCAUCCUCUACCUGUCGAUUGUGUACUGCGCCGGAAGCACGCUGAUCGCCCUCGGUGCCAUCCCCCCACUGAAUCUACCCGCGACCUCGAUGACCGUGCUGGGGCUGCUGUUCAUAGCGGUCGGUUCCGGUGGCAUCAAACCGUGCGUGUCCGCAUUCGGCGGCGAUCAGUUCAAGCUUCCCGAGCAGGCCGCGCAGUUGGCCAAGUUUUUCUCGCUCUUCUACUUCGCCAUCAACGCAGGAUCGCUGAUCUCUACCACGCUGACCCCGAUCCUGCGCGAAGAUGUGCACUGUUUUGGGGAUGCGAACUGUUUCUCGCUGGCCUUCGGUGUACCGGCCGCUCUGAUGAUCCUGUCGAUCGUGAUCUUUGUGUGUGGACGUGCGAUGUACACGAUCAAGAAACCGUCCGGUAACAUGAUCGUGCUGGUGUUCAAGUGCAUCGCCAAUGCGCUGUCGGUGCGGUCGGAGGAGAAGACCUCGGCUAGCAAGCGGGAGCACUGGUUGGACUACGCCGAAGCGAAGUACGGCAAGGGAAUCGUGGGGGACAUUAAGUCGCUGCUGAAAAUUCUCAUCCUCUACAUACCACUGCCCGUCUUCUGGGCGCUGUUCGAUCAGCAAGGAUCCCGGUGGACGUUCCAGGCCACGCGCAUGAACGGAGAGCUGGGCGGUUUCACCAUCAAGCCCGACCAGAUGCAGGUCAUCAAUCCGUUGCUCAUCCUGGCGUUCAUCCCGGUGUUCGAGAGCGUCGUCUACCCGGGGUUGUCAAAGAUUGGUAUCCGUCGGCCACUGCAGAAACUGUCCUUCGGUGGCGUGUUGGCCGGUGCCGCCUUCGUACUGUCCGGCUUCGUUGAGAUCGCUCUCGAUCGUACCAAUGCCGUGUUGCCGGCGCCCCACGAAGCUCAGCUCCGGGUUUUCAACGGACUACCGUGCGAUUAUCGGUUCCACAGUGACAUGCAGAAUCUGACCAGCUUCAGCGUGCCUUCGCGAGGGGUCUUCGAGGCGCUGCACCUCCAGCCAGGAACUAUCGCCUCCAACGUGACAUUUCAGUUUCGGGCCGAAACGGGCGAAAUAGGUUGUGUGCGAGAAAAUGCGAGCGAAGUGAGCGGAGCGUUCCGGUUGCAACCGGGCCAAGCGACCAGCUACUUCCUCGGGUGGAAGGGUGGCCAAAUCGAGGUGCUAGAGUUUGCCGAUACGGCUGAGAAGGACCGGAAUGGAUUGCCCCGGGUUCGGCUGUUGGCGAAUGUGAAAACGGCCAAGUAUGUGGUACUGCGCCACGCCACGAUCGGUGAUAUCAGCUACAACAUUUCGCUCAACCAGCACGACCCGCUGACCGUCAGCGAUGGAGAGUACGGUGUCUAUGUCGGGAAUCGUCAAAUCUCCACUGUGAAGCUAGGCGUCGGAGGCGUCUACACGCUGCUGCUGGACGAAGUUUUGGAGAACGAAUUCAAUCUUCAAAAACACACGAUCACUCCGUCUAACUCCGUCCACAUGCUCUGGCUGGUGCCGCAGUACGUCGUCAUUACUGCCGGGGAGGUGAUGUUCUCGAUUACCGGUCUAGAGUUUUCGUACUCGCAGGCACCGGAAAGCAUGAAAUCGGUCAUUCAGGCAUUCUGGCUGCUCACGGUCGCCAUCGGUAACAUGCUGGUGGUGUUUAUUGCCGAAGCCAAGUUCGUCCAAUCACAGGCACUCGAGUUUUUCCUCUUCGCCGCACUCAUGUUCCUCGACAUGGGACUCUUUAUGGUGCUGGCGAUGCGCUACCGUUACUCGGACCCGCCGGUCGAGUCCAUCGAGGUGGAAGAGAGCGGCAAAAAGGAUCCACUGGACAUGCCACCGUGUGCCAUGCCGGAAAAGCCGGGCACAACGACGUACACCAACGAAGCAUUCCGGGAAGACUGAAUGGGCGACCCGGCGCCCCUAGGAUUGUUGGAGGAAAAUGUUCAGAAAUGAACGCUCCUUUCGGUAUUUCCAUCU